This is a messenger RNA of Trichomycterus rosablanca, 1538 nucleotides long. RefSeq names its product cartilage associated protein (gene crtap). Gene Ontology annotation, cellular component: endoplasmic reticulum. Gene Ontology annotation, molecular function: protein binding; collagen binding. Gene Ontology annotation, biological process: collagen fibril organization; peptidyl-proline hydroxylation to 3-hydroxy-L-proline. Lineage: Eukaryota; Metazoa; Chordata; Actinopteri; Siluriformes; Trichomycteridae. The record is from RefSeq and is a predicted model, not a curated record. The coding region runs from base 40 to 1230 and encodes 396 amino acids. The transcript is spliced from 7 exons.
UCAGACUCUGGUCCAUAAUUCUCAAGCAUUACACCCAAUAUGGCUUCUCUGUUGAGAUGCCUAACUUUUGCGCUGGUUUUGUUUAGUUUUUCCUUGCUGGUUGAAGCGCAGUAUGAGAAGUACAACUUCCGAAGCUUUCCCCGUCAUGAGCUCAUGCCGCUUGACUCGGCGUACCGACACGCACUGGACCUUUACAGUACAGAGAAGUGGCCGGAGACGGUGGAGUUUCUGGAGGUGAGUCUCCGGCUGUACCGGCUGCUGAGGGACAGCGAGGCUUUUUGUAACCUGAACUGCAGCUCAGCGCGGAUGGACGAGGAGGAACGCUUCUCAAACUUCUCCGAACUGCGCGCUUUUGGGAACGUGAUGAAGCGCGCACAAUGUCUGAAACGCUGCAAACAGGGCCUGCCUGCAUUCCGCCAGACGUUACCUAACCGAGAAACUCUGGACGAGUUCGAACGACGAGAACCGUAUAGAUACCUGCAGUUUGCUUACUUCAAGAGCAAUAAUUUGGCGAAGGCUGUAUCUGCUGUACACACCUUCCUUCUGAAGCAUCCAGAUGAUGAGAUGAUGCAGAGAAAUAUGAAUUACUACAAGAGCUUACCUGGAGCUGAAGAGCACCUCAAAGACCUUGAGACCAAGACAUAUGAGAUGCUGUUUAUUCGGGCAGUGCGGGCAUAUAAUGGUGAUAACUACCGUACUUCAAUCUCAGAUAUGGAGCUGGCAUUGCAAGACUACUUCAAGGUUUAUGAUGAAUGCAUUGCUGCCUCAGAAGGAUGCAGAGAAAUUAAAGACUUUAAAGAUUUUUACCCCUCAAUUGCAGAUCACUACACUGAGGUUCUUGAGCGAAAGGUUCGCUGUGAGAGCGAUCUGACACCAGUUGUUGGUGGAUACGCUGUAGAGAAGUUUGUGGCCACCAUGUAUCACUACCUUCAGUUUGCUUAUUAUAAAUUGAAUGACCUGAAAAAUGCUGUGCCCUGUGUGGCAAGCUAUAUGCUCUUUGACCCCAGUGAUGAAGUGAUGAGGAAUAAUCUGGUGUAUUAUCAGUACCACAAAGAGAAGUUGGGUCUUACAGAUGAUGACUUUUUACCUAGACCAGAAGCAUUACGGUACCACAAUCAGACAACACUACAGCUGCAGAUGUUAAAAUUUUCCAAAGAAAAUCUUAUGCCAGAUGAUGAGGGUGAAGUGCUGGAGUUUCUAGACGAGUACCUCGAUGCUGAAGAGGAGUAAUGUAAUGAAUAUUUGUAUGUACUGAAAGAGGUCUGCUGCACAAGUGUUGAACAAAACCGUUUAGUGAACAUUUCCAGUGUCUUCGUGUUGUAUUUAUUAUAGCUUACAUCUGUCUAUUCUACUCUAAAUGUAAAAAGCACAUCAUCUAAAAAACAAAACAAUUCAGAUCAAAAUAAUUGCAAAAAAUAAUAAAAUAAUAAAAUAAAUAACUGUGUACCACACUGUGUUACAAGACAAUCACUGUAAUUCAGAAGGACAGAUCUCAUAUCUCAUGUUUUGUUGUUUUAUAAUAAAAAUAAUUUAUGUCA